Molecule: messenger RNA, 2205 nt
Organism: Onychostoma macrolepis
Lineage: Eukaryota; Metazoa; Chordata; Actinopteri; Cypriniformes; Cyprinidae
Product: keratin, type II cytoskeletal 8
Exons: 9
Coding region: 457-1854 (465 amino acids)
Biological process (GO): intermediate filament organization; keratinization
Cellular component (GO): keratin filament
Molecular function (GO): structural constituent of skin epidermis
Source: RefSeq, a predicted model, not a curated record
UGGUCCAUGGUCACAAAUAUAUUUGGUUAUGCAAAGCAUACUAGAUGAUGUGGCCCUAAAAUAUGAAACAAAUUUAAAAUGCACACAUAUAAUGCAUGAUAUUAUGACUGCUUUUGUGUGAACUGAAUUUACCACAGGUCAUGCAGUUAGUAUGGGAAUGUUGUUGACAUGGGCCACAUUAAACAUUUAGAUGCAACAUGAGCAUGGUGAAACAGUACGAAAGCGAGACUGAGAGAGCGAGCGUGCGUUCACUGCCCAUCCAGGAGCUCAGAUAAAGCAGACAGUGUGUACGUGUGUCCAAUCUGAAACAGGUUUUCCCACAAUAGGAACUCUCCACCCCAUCCUGCUUGGACUUUAAAAGCCCAGCCUCUCUACAGAGAGACACCCGUUUCGCUCAGGUCUGCCCACCUGUUCUCAUCUUCUGCUGCAGCUCUACACGGUUUCUCUUGUCCAACCAUGAGUCUGAGAAGCAAGCGCAUCAGUUCCAGCAGCUCUGUGAGGAGCAGUGGGAAAAUGGGAGGCUACGGCUACAGCAGUUUGAGUGGGAUCUCCUUGGGAGCAUCUGCCCCGAGCUUUAGCACCAGCUCAGCCUAUCUGGGGCCUCCUAUCGCUAGCGUCUCUGUCAACAAGAGCCUGUUGGCGCCCCUCAACUUGGAGAUCGACCCCAACAUCCAAAUGGUGCGCACUCAUGAGAAGGAGCAGAUCAAGUCGCUGAACAACCGCUUUGCCACCUUCAUCGAUAAGGUGCGCUUCCUGGAGCAGCAGAAUAAGAUGCUGGAGACCAAGUUUGAGCUGCUGCAGGGCCAGACCCCUGGCCGGUCCAACGUUGAGCCCAUGUUUGAGGCUUACAUGGCUAACUUGCGCAGACAGAUGGACGUGGUCAACAAUGACAGGACCAAGCUGGAUGGAGAGCUGAGAAACAUGCAGGGACUGGUGGAGGACUUCAAACACAAAUAUGAAGAUGAGAUCAACAAAAGGAACAACCUGGAGAACGACUUUGUGAUUCUGAAAAAGGAUGUAGAUUCUGCGUAUCUGGUGAAAGCUGAUUUGGAGGACAAAGUUGGUGCCCUGACUGAUGAGAUCAACUUCCUGAGGACCAUCUACGAUGAGGAAUUGCGUGAGCUGCAGGCCAGCAUUAAAGAUACAUCCGUCAUUGUGCAAAUGGACAACUCCCGAAACCUCAACAUGGAUCAUAUUGUGGCCGAAGUCAAGGCUCAAUACGAGGAGAUCGCAGCCAAGAGCCGCGAAGAGGCUGAAUCCUGGUACAAGUCCAAGAACUUCAUAAAGAGCUUUCAUUUUGGAAUGGACAUCAAGCAAUCAGGUGUACUGAUCGUUUUUCCAUCUCAUGCUGCUCAGUUCGAUCAGAUGUCCUCUCAAGCCAUUCAGUACAACGACGAACUGCGAAACACUAAAGGAGAGAUUGCAGAUAUCAACCGCAUGAUCAGCCGUCUGCAGAGCGAGAUCGAGGUUAUUAAAUCACAGCGUGCUAACCUGGAGAACCAGAUAGCGGAGGCCGAGGAUCGUGGCGAGCUGACUGUGAAGGAGGCCAAAGGUCGUAUUAAGGACUUGGAGGACGCGCUUCAGAGAGCCAAGCAAGACAUGGCCCGCCAGCUCCGCGAGUACCAGGAGCUCAUGAAUGUCAAGUUGGCACUGGACAUCGAAAUCGCCACCUACAGGAAGCUGCUGGAAGGCGAGGAGGACAGAAUCGGACAGCAGCCCAUUGUGAACAUCCAGGCUGUUUCCAACUACAGUUCCAAAGGGGUGAAUGGUUUUCAGCAGAACAGCUCUCCAUCACCUAAAAUCCUGAUCAAGACUACUGAAACCAGAAACAACACCAGAUUCAGCACUCACUGAAGUGUUAACCAUUAUCAAAAAUGCUAUACCUAUGACAGUUAACAUUAAAAGUAGAAGUAGUUUUCUUUUGACUUUCUAUGGAUCAAUGGGAAGAAUCUGAAAUUAAUUUUCUGAAGGAACAAAAACCUUGUGUUUCAUUGAAAUACUAUAUAUAUUCAAUAUAAAUACUCACAAAUUAAAUGACUACAUAAAAUGAAAUUAUGGAAUGAUUUAUUCUACAGAAUUCAACAUUUUUAUUUUUGAAAAGGAUAAAGCUUGCACAUGAUUGCAAUACAACUAACACUUUUAAAAAUGUAUCCCCCCCCCUCCCCUUCAGUCUGCAUUUGAUUAUUUACUUGUUAUUUUGGACUA